CAGCCGAAGUUUGCCGAAAUCCAAGUCGCCGGCGGAGGCUCCCACAAGCCUUCCCUCAAUGCAGUUCUCCAGAAGCUCUUUGUGCACGAACGGCUAGAUGACGACACGCGUUUGUGUCAGAUGUUUCCUUUGACAAUUCGUCACAUCGGAAGACCGAACUUGAAUGGAAAUUAUUAACGUUUGAAAAUACACCGAGAAAAUAAGAGGAGGAGCAACUGCCUGUCGCCCGACAAGCUUCAUCACCAUUCCAGUCGCUGCCAGUUAGCUGAAACACAACUAGCGUGCCCUUGUAUGGGUCAGGGUGUUUAUUUGUUUAUUUUGUUACCCGAGAGUAAUGUCGUUUGAUUUUAGAUUAAUCGUGCACAAAACAGACUGGCGUUAAGGUGCGUUGACAGCCGUGGAAGAACUCUGAGCAGGCUGUGCUCGCACUCCGCAAUGUUCGGGACGUUUGGAAGAGAACGCAGCAAAUAAAUAACACCAUCCCAAAAAAAAAAAAAAAAAAAGGGUCUUUGCUCCGUCUCUCCAUCAAGCACCUCCGCAGUCAAUCAUGACAUCGCCAGACUCCCCCCCUCUUGUCUCUCCUUCCCCAUGUCCCCCUCCUCCUCCGUCCCUCCCCACAUCCCCCGUGCCAUCCUCCCCUGCCCCGUCCUCCUCCUCCCUCCCGCUCCCACCCUCGUUGCCCCCCACGGGGGAGGUGAUGGUCCUGGCUCUGGGUCGGAAGAAGCAAAGGGUCCUGAUUGUUUUAUCAAUCCUUCCCAAUCUCUUCUUGGCCUUCCUGCUCUCCUCCGACCCCCUCAUCACCCUCUCCUCGCCACACCACUGCCACCUCCCGGGGCCGUCGCCUUCGCCCGAGAUGCUGAACGUCUCCUUGCCCUGGGAGAAAGGCUUGCGACCCGGUGAGAGCGGAGAGCUUUCCCAGUGUAAGCAGUACGCCAACGGGAGCCAGUCGGUCGUGGUGGACUGCCAGGCGGGCUGGGACUACAACGUCACGGAAGGGCUGAAGAACAACAUCGUAACUGAGUGGGAUCUGGUGUGCGAUCGCUAUUGGCUGGUUCCAGUGGAGGAGGUGUGCUUCAUUUUGGGGGCACUGACCGGUUGCCUCGGCCUCGGUUUUGCUGCUGACAGAAUCGGCCGCUCCAAGACCUUGUUGACGUCGCUCACUCUCUCGGUGGUGUUUGGCGUUUUGGUGUGCGUCUCCCCGUACCCUUCCAUUUUCAUCGUCAUGCGUUUCUGUCUGGCGGCUGCCAACGCCGGGGUCUACCUCAUCCUUUACAUCUCUCGGCUGGAGUUGUGUGAGCCUUCGCUCAGGUUGAUAUCUACCGUGCUGGCGGGACUGAUGACUGUUUCCGGGGAGCUGCUCCUGCUGGCGGUGGCACUCGGUUGUCAGUCCUGGAGAGGUCUGCUGGGAACCGGUGCCGCCCCGCUAGCGCUCUUCCUCUGCUACGGCAUUCCUGGAGUUUUUCCAGAGUCUCCUCGCUGGCUCCUGCUGUCCGAGCGACAUAGCGACAUGAACUCCUUCGGCGAGAGGAGAAACUCCAGCAGAGAUCUGAGGGAUGACGAGAGCUUCACAGAGCUGGAUUCGGAGCCGACGCCCUCCUCGCGUCCCCACCUUUCCUUCCCUGAGCUCGUCCACAGUAGGAACAUCUGGAAGAACAUUUGCGUGCUCGGCUUCACCUCAUUCAUCUCUCACGGCAUCAGCCACUGCUACAGCUCUUUCCGAGGCGACGUCCGAGGCACGGCCCCCGGCUUUUAUUGGACGUACCUCCUCUCGGUGUGCGCGGGCGGCGCCGCCUGGGUGUUGCUGUGGGUGACUGUGGACAGAUGCGGUCGGCGUGGCAUCCUUUUACUCUUCAUGACGAUGACGGGCUUGGCCUCUUUAAUCCUACUGGGACUUAUGAAGUAUCUCAGUGAGAACGCCAUCACUGUCUUCUCCGUGAUGGGCCUCUUCUCAUCGCAGGCCACCGCUUCCCUGUGCAUUCUCCUCACUGCAGAGAUCAUGCCCACUGUCAUCAGAGGGACAGGCGUGGGCGUUGUGCUGGCCCUGGGCUGCGUGGGCCGCCUCAGCUCGCCACUCAUGGACCUGAGGAACCACUACGGCUACUUCUUGCACCACGUGGUCUAUUCCUCUCUAGCCUUGCUGGCCGUGUUGUCCAUCCUGCUUCUGCCCGAGAGCAAGAGGAAGCCGCUGCCUCAGACUCUGGCCGACGGGGAACAAUACAGGCGUCCCCCGCUGGGCAGGAGGAGGCGGGACAACGUGCCGCUGCUGGCCACGCCCAACCCGGAGACUUAAAAGAAGGAAUCGGAGGUGCCGUGUGCAAUUCCACUGGAACACGACAUUCAUUAAUGUUCAUGGAGGAAGGAGAGUUGAGAGAUAAAAAGGGCUGU
This is a messenger RNA of Syngnathus acus (greater pipefish), 2385 nucleotides long. RefSeq names its product solute carrier family 22 member 17 (gene slc22a17). Gene Ontology annotation, biological process: transmembrane transport. Lineage: Eukaryota; Metazoa; Chordata; Actinopteri; Syngnathiformes; Syngnathidae. The transcript is spliced from 10 exons. Bases 548 to 2290 code for a protein of 580 amino acids. Gene Ontology annotation, cellular component: membrane. The record is from RefSeq and is a predicted model, not a curated record. Gene Ontology annotation, molecular function: transmembrane transporter activity.